This is a messenger RNA of Protopolystoma xenopodis, 399 nucleotides long. NCBI's taxonomy places the organism in Eukaryota, Metazoa, Platyhelminthes, Monogenea, Polystomatidea, Polystomatidae. The record is from the annotation of a GenBank genome assembly.
AUGGCUUUGCUCUCUCAAGAGUUGUUCUCAUUCCGGCUGGAGUGGACUGCAGAUUCGACCUCGCAUCGGUCUUAUCAACACCCCCAGCGGGAGUCGAACCGUGUCGGUGGAGAAUGGGAACUUGACACCCCCUCCGAUGUGCGUCACAGAACGGACGAAAGCUCAGCAUGGAAUCAUCGGGGUCCUCAAGUGGACCUUAGCUUCUCAAUCUCCUCUUCUCCUCAACCCCUGCGUAUCAGUGUUACACAAGACUCAGGUGGGUUACCUGAACUGCGCUUGCCGUCUACAGUCAGUUUUGUCCAGUUUCUUCUUUCACAGCCGGCUCCACACUGUUCUCGUCGCGUCUCUGUGGCCUGUCUGGAAUCGAGUGAACUUGCCGAUGUCCGGUCUUCUCCUUAG